Tupaia belangeri chinensis (Chinese tree shrew) is the source of this 1394-nucleotide messenger RNA. RefSeq names its product 5'-nucleotidase, cytosolic IIIB (gene NT5C3B). The transcript has 9 exons. Gene Ontology annotation, cellular component: cytoplasm. The record is from RefSeq and is a predicted model, not a curated record. Gene Ontology annotation, molecular function: 5'-nucleotidase activity; magnesium ion binding. The coding region runs from base 292 to 1062 and encodes 256 amino acids. NCBI's taxonomy places the organism in Eukaryota, Metazoa, Chordata, Mammalia, Scandentia, Tupaiidae.
CUCUCGGGUCUCGGGGCAGGUGAGCAUCCUGAUGAAGGCCACUGUCCUGAUGCGGCAGCCCGGGCGGGUGCAGGAGAGGGUGGGCGCCCUCCGCAGGGGCGGGGGGGACCGGUUACAGGCCGUGCUGCUUCCCCUAAUGAGGCAGAAAGCAUCCCCCACCAGGCCUGGGACCUCGUCCUCCGCACUGCCCCGGGCCGUGGGCUCUCCCUGGUGCUGAUGUGGAGAUGGGCCAUCGGGUAGAGACACAGGAAAGACUGGUGCAGCGUGCAACGGGUGAUUUCUGACUUUGACAUGACCUUGAGCAGGUUUGCAUAUAAUGGAAAGCGAUGCCCUUCUUCUUACAAUAUUCUGGAUAACAGCAGGAUCAUCAGUGAGGAGUGUCAGAAAGAGCUCACGGCACUCCUUCACCACUAUUACCCAAUUGAGAUCGACCCACACCGGACCAUCAAAGAGAAGUUGCCUCACAUGGUGGAAUGGUGGACCAAAGCACACAGUCUCCUGUGUCAGCAGAAGAUCCAGAAGUUUCAGAUUGCCCAGGUGGUUAGAGAGUCCAAUGCUAUGCUCAGGGAGGGCUACAAGACGUUCUUCAACACACUCUACCAGAACAACAUUCCUCUUUUCAUCUUCUCGGCGGGCAUUGGCGAUAUCCUGGAAGAAAUCAUCCGACAGAUGAAAGUGUUCUAUCCCAAUAUCCACAUAGUGUCUAACUACAUGGAUUUUAAUGAAGACGGUUUCCUCCAGGGAUUCAAGGGCCAGCUCAUACACACCUACAACAAGAACAGCUCUGUGUGUGAGAACUCCAGUUACUUCCAGCAGCUUCAGGGCAAAACCAACAUCCUCCUACUUGGAGACUCCAUGGGGGACCUCACUAUGGCUGAUGGUGUUCCCGGUGUGCAGAAUAUUCUCAAGAUUGGCUUCCUAAAUGACAAGGUAGAGGAGCGGCGGGAGCGCUACAUGGACUCCUAUGACAUCGUGCUGGAGAAGGACGAGACCCUGGACGUGGUCAACGGGCUGCUGCAGCACAUCCUGCAGGGCGACCAACUGGAGGUGCAGGGCUCCUGAGGGCGCAGGUUCAAGGCCUGGCCCGCAGGCCGUGACAGGAAGGGAUACCUCUGGGAUGCCACUCCGUCCUGAGCACAAAGGUCCAGGGCGGCCAUGAGCUGCUGGGCCCUCUGUGCCCUCCCUCCUCCUUUGCCCCAGCACCUUCCUCGUCCUCACCUCAAGCUUCAGGGGGCCCUGCCGGGGGAGGGCAGCAAGCACUGUUCCCAGGGGACCGUGGCCCGCAGCAGGUCGGGAUUCUUUUUAAAAAUUGUUCAAACAUGAAAAGCUGUUGUUCAGACAAAUAUAAUGUAUGAAAUAGACUGAAAUAAAAAAUAAAACAUUUUAAACAGCUA